Molecule: messenger RNA, 3723 nt
Organism: Brettanomyces nanus
Lineage: Eukaryota; Fungi; Ascomycota; Pichiomycetes; Pichiales; Pichiaceae
Exons: 1
Coding region: 1-3723 (1240 amino acids)
Biological process (GO): regulation of cell shape
Molecular function (GO): protein binding
Source: RefSeq, a predicted model, not a curated record
AUGCCUACCUUCUUCAAGAAAAGACAUAGUAAGAAUAAUUCCAAGUCUUCAGGAGGCAGUUCUUCUCCGAAAUAUCGGAGAUCCAAAGAGUCAUCUAAGGAUCCACAUUCAAGUUCGUUCAACGUCAUAUCCGCCUCUCUUGUUGCCCCCCCUACCAAUUUACCAUCCCCUGAUGUUCAUCAACCUGAGGAUCAUGGCAACACCUCUGAAUCUACAGCUUUCUUUCCUCAUAGCAUUCCAGCAUCACAAUUGAAUGACACUUCUGCAUCUCCCCCUCCUACUUCUCCGUUGCCUACUUCUCCAAGUUUUCAAGCCUCUUUUCAGGAGCGUGAUCACUCACCGGUGGGACAACAUCAGCAUCAGCAUCAGCAGCAGCAGCAGCAGCAGCAACAGCAACAGCAACAGCAACAGCAACAGCAACAGCAACAGCAACAACAACAGCAGCAACAACAGCAACAACAAGAGAAACAGCAACAGCAACAAGAACAAGAACAACAACAGCAUCAACAUCGCUUUACUGAGUCCGCUACUCACAGAAUGAGUGAUCAUCAUUCUACGAAAGCUGCCACUACUCCUCGAAUGCAGCAGAAGGCUGACGGAAAGGAUUACGAACUCGCACAAAAUCCGAGACCAUCGUCUUCCUCCAACAUGUCAUUGACUGAAUUGAAACAGAUAUUAUCUCAUACACCAUGGAGAAAGAAGAGAUUAUACAACUCUCCUUUUCCACGGUUCAGUCAUGCCGCAUCUGCUGCCACUUCUGACACGGGUGCCGUUUAUCUCAUGGGUGGACUAUGCGGGAAGAAUGUCUUUGGAGAUAUGUGGGUUCUUGAGCCCGUGAAAGGAGAUGAUACUGCUCCGGAUGGUUCAGCUGACGAUGCUUCUUCGGAGGCAUAUCCAUAUAUCGCAUCGCCAAUUGAGAAUUUUGAUCGUAUGCCGGCACCAAGGAUAGGCCAUGCAUGUGUAAUGAUUGGUAAUGCAUUCAUAGUGUUUGCUGGUGAUACGGUCACAUCUUCUACCCAGGUUUUGGAUAACAGGCUUUAUUUCUUCAACAUCACCUCCAUGAAAUGGACCGUCACCGCUCCUAAGGGGCCUUGUCCUACGGGAAGGUAUGGACACCAAAUUGCCGUUCUUAAUUUUGAGGUUCCACAUCAGCCAGGUCGUUGGCUCAGUUACUUAUAUGUAUUUGGUGGUCAGCUUGAGGAUGACUAUUAUGGUGAUACAUGGAAAUUUGAUCUUACAAACUUCAGAAACCCUGAUACUCGUUGGGUUAAAAUUCCACAAACCGAAUUUAUUCCUCCACAUCUUGCAAAUCACAGCAUGACAGCGUUCGAUAACCGGCUUUAUGUGUACGGUGGUAGUGAUGGCCGUAAGGUUUAUAAUGAUCUUCUUUGCUUUGAUCCUCUCAGUGAAGAAUGGACUCUUUGCGAACUUCAUGGCAGCUCCCGGCCUCCUGCAUUGCAAGAUCAUGCUGCUACUCUGUAUCAGAAUUUGAUGUUCAUAUAUGGAGGAAAACUGGAGAACGAGGAACCGUCUUCGGAUAUGUACGUUAUUGAUUUGAAAUCCUUCAACUGCUGGAAAAUUAUUUCUCAUUUGCCUUUCAGUCCUGGACCCAGAUCGGGGCACUCGCUCACCGUUGACUCUGCCAAUGAAAGGCUAAUAGUUAUGGGAGGAGAUCAACCAGAUAAUGAUUUUGAUGGUGUUUAUGAAGAAUCAAUCAGGGCACUUGAUGAAAGCAAGUUCUCUUUCCCAAGCUCUGUCAUCUAUGAAUUUGAUUUACGGAUGCUGCCUAACUUCAUGGAGAGACCUCGUCAGGCUGCGAAAUCCCUUGCAAUUGACAAAAGUGGUACUACAAGUAGUAAUUCUCUUGUGACUAACGAGGACCAAUUCACUGAUGCCGGAGAGACUGCAGAUAGUGAUGUCGAGCCUUAUCCUCCAAUAGUGUCUGACAGUGAGCACGGCGAUGCUCCUGAUCAUGAAGUUCCUGGUGUGGAUGCAGAAAGUACAACUAUUGAUGAACAUGAACUUGUCUCGUCUACUCCGAAGUCUUCUAAGAAUGUUCUUCAAAAAAAUGUAGAAAGCAUUCCAAGUAGAGAAUCUCCUGAGACAUUGGAUGAAUAUGUGGUUGAGGCACCAUCUGAAGUUUCUGAAGAACCAAUUGAUGAUAGAACAUUCAGUAAUCCCUUGCAGACACCUGUCAGUGCCGUUUUUCCAGUCAAUGUUAAAACACCUGAGAGACCAGCCCAAACAUCGAUGUUGAACAUCGCUCCUGUUACAGAGGUGAGUUCUCAAAGUAUUUAUGCCGCACCUCUGCGAGCUAAGCCUGUUCAAUUAACAGAAGGUACUUCUCCUGAAAAUAAUACUUCUGCUGAAUCUUCACGGUCAAGGCAAUUUGAUUCACACUUGUCAACUUUAACUGCAGAGCCAGGUUCUCUUGCGAAGGAACAUAGGACAGUGUCUUCUAUUUCAUCCGUUGGUUCAAUCCAAAAAGAAAGUGCCAAGCUCCAUAAUAUGGCAGUCAUGCUACGUGCUCUUAAGAAGGAGAUGCAGGAAAAGGUUGCUGAGGCAAAUGGCCGUAUUGUAAAGUUGGAACAUGAAAAGGAUGAAGCAUACACUGAAUUAAGUAGGCUUCGGAGGGAAGUAAAUGUUCAUCGUGACGAUAUCCAGGGUACUAAUUCAGCUGAAGCUGAAGUGGAAGAUGGUGUUUUUCAGAAGUCUGAAGAUACAGAUGAGAACACAUCUGAUACCCCAUUGUCGUCGAAGGAGAAAGUCCGGUAUGAGAACCAAAUUCUGCAACUUGAUAAUGAGAACAAAUUAUUGAAUCAGAAGCUUGGCAGUGUCGAAUCCUACAUAAAGGGUGAAUUGGGAAAACUUACAGGUCUGAACGAUGUUAUUAAAUCCCAGCAGGAAUCGAUUUCAAAGUUGCAGAGCCAGGUUGUGGACGAAGCUCAAUUGAAAAAGGAAAUAGCCGAAGUGAAGGGUAAGAACGAUAUAUUGCAAAUUGAAUUGGAUAAAUUCAAGGCGCUACAAGAAGAUAUUAGUCCUGAGGACAAUUCUGCCAGUCAAGAGAAUUUAAAAGAUAAAUCCAAGCUGCCUUUGUCACAUCAAGUGAGCCGGCUUACGGAUGAAGUCAAUAAGUUGAUAGGUACGAUUUCAUCAACGCCGGUUACUGAUAUGGCAGAUAACUCUGUCGAUGAGAACGGCUUCAAAGAGUUUCAAAAGGAGGAUACUAUCAAGAAGUUGCAGGCACAGGUGGAUGAAUUGCUAAACGGUGAGAAAUCUCAGGGCGAUAAGUUGGAGGAGCAAUUACUUGUUCAGCAGAAUAAGUUUAAAGAGUUAGAAUGCACGUAUAAGAAAUCCGUCAGUUCUUUGAACAACACUCACAGAGCGUUGUCAUUGUCACAAACUGAAAUUGAGAAGCUUCGAACCACCAACAAGAAGUUAUCUAGUCAACUUGAAGAGUUAGAGUUGAGAAAACGGAUUCCUUCUUCGUCCUCUCAUUUGAAUGGUAAUGACUCCAAUAAAAUAACUCAAGGUGAAGACGAUUCCGAUGAUGAAAUAGGUGACAACUCCGAAAUUGAGGCUAGAUACGGCUUCAAAAUUAAAGAUUUGGAAGCUGAUUUAUUCAUUGCAGCUCAGGAGAGGGAUAAGUUGCGUGAAGAACUAAUUUCAUUGAAGAAGAAGAUUUACACUUCUCCAGAAGUAUCCAACUCUGCACAGAUGUAA